CGAUUGCUGCCAUUGCAGCUCUGCAAACGCGGUGAUCCUAACUGUUUUUCGUACAAACCAGACUGACGCGGCGCCGAGCUUUUUCAUUUGUUGUUUCUCUAUUUUAGGCUUAAAAUUGCGAGUCCACGAUGACGGAUUUCAAUGCAUCCGGAGUCAUUCUGUCUUUGGAUGAGUACUUCGAGCAAUGCGUAGAACCGAAACCCAGAAUACCGCCACGAUACUCGUUUAAUGCGGCCUCCAAGGGCGGCAAUCGCCAGCCGGGGCACUUGCGGUCCUACAAGGACCAGGAUCAGGAUGGCGACGACGAUGAAAUUGAAGAUUUCCAGGGCUCCGUGCUAGAAAAUGGACAAUCGAUUCUGACCAAUUUCGAUUCUACUGCCUCGCAAAUCAACUUUGAGAUGAAUGACUUUGAUAAGGUGUACUGGGAGCAGGAGUCCCAAAGCUCGGAGGCCUCACAAGGCUCAGCCACGUGCCGCAUGUUUGGUAACAACGUCAACCGGCCAUCAGCGGCAGCUCAACUGGGGCUCAGUGACCAGGCACGUGGUCACGUUAAGUCGCGCCUUGAUCUGAGAGAAGGCUCUCGAUUUCGUAAUAGUUUUAACAAGGGACGCAAACGUCAGUACAAUCUCCAUACACGGAACGAAUUCCAUCGUCAACAGCACCAGCCCCAGAUUGCUAAGGAGCAGGGACAGCGAUCCGCCUACAAUGCCUUCAGCAGCCAAAAAAUCCAUCCAAAUCAACAAACUGACCUACAAAUUGGUGUAAAUAAACAUUUCCAGUAUACUCACCAGGCACCCAUUGAUCUGCGUAGCAGCCGCAACAACAUGGGACCUGACCAAUAUGACUGGACCGGCUCCACCUCGAUCGGCUCUUUAAUGGAUUCGGUGCCCCAUAUUCCGAAUAAUCGUGUCAAGAACCACUUGCCCUGUGAAACCAUCACGCGUUACACGGACAACUCGAUGGGCGUGUUUGCUGGAGAAGGUCAGGAUAUUCAUAAGCCGCAGACUGGUCUGGAACCCGCCGCAGUUGAUUCCGAGCGCAUGAAAGUCAGUAAAAUGGCCCGUAACGUGUUGCUCUUUCUCAAGAGCGUUGCCCAACAAAACAACCAAGGAGACUCGUGUGACAUUUUCAAGAACAUUGACUGGAUCAACGGACCGGUGGAGGAGACCGGAAGUGUCGCAUUUCCUGAACGUGAAGGAGGAAGGGACGAACUGCAUCGUUUUAACUAGAAAACCGACAUCAAGUUGCAUUUAGAGGAUCUAUGUGACUUCAUUUAGUUCUAAGUACAAAGCAGCUCAUGUUUAAAUUUAGGUUCUUCGGAUUGGCGGGCACUUUCUGUGCGAAUUGCAAGUCGACGCAGGCAAGAAGAAGAUGAAUUCGACGAUGCCCAGUGAAUGGCAGGGGUGAAUAGUCGCUGUUUUUUUUUUUAUAUAUAUAUAUAGAACACAUAUUUCGGCUGAUAAGAACAGGCUGGGCCGCUUAUCAGUAAUGCACAACAAGAAGUACACACGGACGAACGAGAUGUGAGAAGCGAAAGCGGACGAAAAUAGAAACAAACGGCGAUAAAUUUACAGCGAAGGCGAUUUUAUAUACAUAACCGAUGUGCCGGAGACGAACAGAGUAAUAAUCAGUUAAUCUGCCAGGCCGCCAGAGAGCGGACGUGAAAAUGAUCAUCGGGAUCGGAUAGCGGGAUAGUUAGUAGUGAUCGUAACUCAGGAUAGUGUGCUAAACACUAAUCUCAACCUAUGUUUUGUGCUUUGUCGGGUGUGGAACGAACACGCAGUUAUUUUGUUGUUUGUGCAAAAGCAUUCGAAAGUGGCCAACUGAAGAAAGAGCCAUCGAUUCUUUGCAUUUGGUUACUUUUAUAGCGUAGUCUUUUUCCCAAACGAUUUUCUUAACGAAUACGAAAUAAACUGAACACAGUACCCUAAA
Molecule: messenger RNA, 1932 nt
Organism: Drosophila simulans
Lineage: Eukaryota; Metazoa; Arthropoda; Insecta; Diptera; Drosophilidae
Exons: 3
Coding region: 129-1229 (366 amino acids)
Source: RefSeq, a predicted model, not a curated record